This is a messenger RNA of Meriones unguiculatus (Mongolian gerbil), 1326 nucleotides long. Its product is annotated as mortality factor 4-like protein 2. Gene Ontology annotation, cellular component: NuA4 histone acetyltransferase complex; nucleus. Gene Ontology annotation, biological process: chromatin organization; regulation of DNA-templated transcription. The coding region runs from base 1 to 1326 and encodes 441 amino acids. The record is from RefSeq and is a predicted model, not a curated record. NCBI's taxonomy places the organism in Eukaryota, Metazoa, Chordata, Mammalia, Rodentia, Muridae. The transcript has 5 exons.
AUGUACACCUGUACACCCGUAGAGGGCAGCUGCACACCAGAAGAUCUCAUUCUCGAGGCCACACUUCUGCGGCUCAGUGUCCUCACCAGAGAACUUGUGUCGACCCCAAGCACAGAGGCUGGCAAGAAAUCAAAUACCAUACCGUUGACAUUUCCAAAGUGUGAGCGAGAGGACAAGUGCUGCCAGCUCAAAACAGAAAGGGUUGCUCGGGUGAGAAUCCCAAGUGGUCAGCGCAAGGAGCUGCACCAACUGGUCAGUGUAGGGCUGCUUCUGCUGUGGGGCUCAGCCACCUGGGCAGCCCGCCAGGGCGGCGGGCCAAAAUCUGGAGGUGCCGGGGGCCAAAGUUCCCGUUGGGUGCCUUGGUCACCCGCUGCCCCGGGCGGGCCAGUGAAUGACAGGAGUCAUGUUUUGGUGGAGGAGGGUCGGGGCUGCAUAGGGCAGGGUCAGGACUCUGGCGGAGCAUCCCUGGAAGAACAUGCCAGCUGCCUGUUUGGCCUUCCGGAAAGCAGGCUUCUCACACUUGUGGACAACAAUCUGCUGAAGAAGACAACUCUAAGAAAGCAAUUCGAAGCAACAUCCCUUCCAGGAAGAUGGGGGGGUCGCUCUGCUGAGAAGGCCAAUUCUGGUUCUGUGCGGAAGACAAGCAAGAGCAAGCAGAAGACUCCUGGCAAUGGAGAUGAUGGCAGCAGCAGCAAAAUGCCCCAGCCCCCACGGAAGAAAAGGGCACGAGCUGUUGCCACUGUGGAGAGUGAGGAGGCGUUGAAGAAGAGAGUGGAUGUGGAAGUGGAAGUGAAGAUUCCUGAAGAAUUAAAACCAUGGCUGGUGGAGGACUGGGACUUGGUCACUAGGCAGAAGCAGUUGUUCCAACUCCCUGCUAAAGAGAAUGUAGAUGCCAUUCUUGAGGAGUAUGCCAAUUGUACGAAGUCACACGGAAGGGCUGAUAAUAAGGAGUAUGCAGUUGAUGAAGUUGUGGGGGGGAUAAAAAAGUAUUUCAAUGUGAUGCUGGGCACUCAGCUGCUCUACGAGUUUGAAAGGCCCCAGUAUGCUGAUAUCCUGCUGGCUCACCCUGAUGUGCCAGUGUCACACAUCUAUGGGGCACCACACCUACUGAGAUUAUUUGUGAGAAUCGGCGCAAUGUUGGCCUAUAAGCCCCUUGGUGAGAAGAGGGCAGUGUUGGCCAAUACACCCUUCGAUGAGCAUAGCCUUCCAUUACUGCUGGGCUAUUUGCAUGAUUUCCUUAAGUAUCUGGCAAAGAAUUCUGCUUCGCUGUUUACUGCCAGUGAUUACAAAGUGGCUUCUGCUGAGUAUCACCUCAAAGCCCUGUGA